UAAAAUAUCCUUUAUAAAAUGUGAAAUAUUCUAUAAUAUUUAUUUAUUAAUCUAAUAAUCAAUUGUGCUGUUAGAAAAAUGAUUUUUAUCAAAGGUGAUUUUGAGUCAAUUUUAUUAUUACGGUUUGCAAAAAGUGUUCUUCAUUUGACAGUUCAAUGUAUACAUUAGAUGAACGAUUGCUCCAUCCGCAUGCGAGAGUGCAUGAACAAAGCGGUGGCGGUGUCUCGUACAUCUCGCUCCAUAGAGACGACCAGGUUUCAGAGAUUCAGAGCCGUUUGCGGCUCCGAUAAUCACACUUACAAAUCAAAGUGUCACCUGGAGAGACAGCAAUGUCUCGGCUUCGCGGUUACAUUGAAACAUAACGGACAGUGUAAAGAUGCUUGUCUUGCGAGCAAAGCCUACGCCUUGGAACAGCGUUCUAAACGUCCAGGAAGCGUCAACUUUCAAUUCAUUCCGCGUUGCAGGAAAGACGGCGGGUAUUCCCCGGUGCAAUGUUUGGCCGGAUCGGGUUGCUGGUGUGUCACCAGACGUGGACAGCCUAUCCCUAAUACGAGUGUACGCACUGGCAGACCUCUGUGCGCCAGGAAAGCAAAGUCAACACAUAGGAGAUCGUCAUCUAGAGAGAAAAAUAAUAAAAAAGGUUGUAGCAAAUCAGACCGAGCAUCCUUCAACAUGAAUCUUAUAAAAAUAUUUCUAACCGAAUAUCAGAGGUCACAAAGUGGAUCUUUUACCUCAAAUGGUAAUAACGACGAUCAAAUAGUUGUCGACUGGAAAUUUUCAUCAAUGGAUAGUAAUAAAGACGGAUGGCUUGACAAGAAUGAGUAUCGAGAACUUAAAAGACUUGUGAAAAAGAUUGUUAAACCAAGAAGAUGUGCAAGAACUUUUGGAAGAGCAUGCGAUUUGGAUCAUGAUGAUAAACUAUCGAAGACUGAGUGGGAAGAUUGUUUAUCGAGAGAAGGAAUUAAUCGUAAGUUGAAUUUUAUUUAUUCCUGGAAAGACACCUCGGGUUCAUCUGCAUCGUCCUCCUCCAACAACCACCGCAAACCGUCUUACCCCAUCAGCGGCGUCACCACCGUGGAGCGCCUGCAGCCCGUGAACAGAGGCGGCAAUUUCCCCGUAUCUUCGACCUCUCACCGCCCCAUCAACGUGUCUCCUCCCAGUUGGAGCAAGAUGGGGCCCCGUCCGAUCCUGGACGACUCCGAGGAAGACUCCGAUGACUUCGACGAGGAAGAAGAAGACUUCGACGACGACGUCGGCGAUCUGGGUCACCACUUACCCCCGCUCGGCGGUUCUGGUGGUCCUGGUGGUCUUGGUGGUUCCGGCGGUCGACAACAGGUGCUACAUGGCAGUGUUUCUCAUCCCUUGGUAAAUACUAAAUUUGGCGGAAGGGACAGCAACAGUGGAAAGGGCGGAUUCCUUCGGGAAGACUCCGAUUCGGAUUGCUUAUCGGAUAGAGCUGCAGUUUUGGAUGAGCAAUUGGUAGCAGUAAGCGACCCUUACGUUCCCGAAUGCACUGCCGAUGGAAGAUAUCAAAGGGUGCAAUGUUACGGAAGUACAGGUUACUGCUGGUGCGUCCAGGAAGAUUCGGGAAAACCCAUUGCCGGAACUUCGACCAAGGAUAAGAAGCCUCAAUGUGAUGCUUUGCCUACACCCAGCCGACCUAUGAAGGGAUGUCCUGAGCAGAAAAAGGCACAAUUUCUUCGCGACUUGAUGGAGUUUUUGAAGAAACAGAUGAAUGCUGCAACCAACGGAACAAAUAUUCCGGACAGUUUGCGUUGGAUGGCACCCAUAAAUGAGCAGGUUGCCACUUGGCACUUUGUAAUGUUCGACAAGAACAAAAAUAAGAACCUAGAUCGCAAAGAGUGGAAGACUUUCAGAACAUUAAUAAGUAAUCAUAGAAACUUGAGAAGAUGUGGUAAAAAGCUACCAAGAUAUUGUGAUGCAAAUCACGAUAAGAAAAUAACAUUGUCGGAAUGGCUUGAUUGCCUAAAAGCGCAGAGGACUACUGAAUCGACAGUAUCGCCAAGGCCGACGCCCCAUUCGAAAAGAAAAGGUCCAAAUCCUUUAGAGUCUAUAUUAAAAAGUGAUUAAAACAUAUGAUCUCAAUAUAAAAGAAAUGAUUUGAUUUUAUUUAUAAAUUGUACAUAUAGCGAGCAUUGGCUUUCUCUUAAUUUUCAGAAAAUGUAU
This is a messenger RNA of Ctenocephalides felis (cat flea), 2187 nucleotides long. Its product is annotated as SPARC-related modular calcium-binding protein 1-like. Gene Ontology annotation, biological process: extracellular matrix organization. Lineage: Eukaryota; Metazoa; Arthropoda; Insecta; Siphonaptera; Pulicidae. The record is from RefSeq and is a predicted model, not a curated record. Gene Ontology annotation, cellular component: basement membrane. Gene Ontology annotation, molecular function: extracellular matrix binding; heparin binding; protein binding. The transcript is spliced from 13 exons. Bases 169 to 2091 code for a protein of 640 amino acids.